This is a messenger RNA of Melopsittacus undulatus (budgerigar), 1999 nucleotides long. RefSeq names its product coagulation factor IX-like. Lineage: Eukaryota; Metazoa; Chordata; Aves; Psittaciformes; Psittaculidae. Gene Ontology annotation, biological process: proteolysis. The coding region runs from base 22 to 1803 and encodes 593 amino acids. The record is from RefSeq and is a predicted model, not a curated record. The transcript is spliced from 8 exons. Gene Ontology annotation, cellular component: extracellular region. Gene Ontology annotation, molecular function: calcium ion binding; serine-type endopeptidase activity.
GAAAGCAGUUCCUCACUUGUGAUGUUUCUCCUACUGAUGUGUUCCAUCAACAGCAGCUGUACAUAUGCAUAUUCAGUGUUCAUGAGGAAGGACGAAGCACACGAGGUGCUCAAAGUCCAUAAACGUGCCAAUUAUUUUCUAGAAGAGAUUUGUCCAGGGAACUUGGAGAGAGAGUGCAACGAGGAGAAGUGUUCCUUUGAGGAGGCCAGGGAGAUCUUCCACUCGCAGGAGAAAACAAUGGAGUUUUGGUUCAAUUACAAAGGUUUAAAUCCAUGUAAUACAAAUCCAUGUAACAAUGGUGGAGUCUGCAAAAUAAGACACUACAAUUACUAUUGCAUCUGCCCCCCAAGAUUUGGAGGAGACAACUGCAAAAAAGAGAAGUUUGAGUGCUGGUACAAGAACGGCGGGUGCUGGCAGUACUGCAGGGACAGCAGCAGUGCCUUUCACGUGGUGUGUUCCUGUGCAAAGGACUACACCCUGCACAAGGAUGGGAAGAGAUGUGUGCAAGCAGCACCAUUUCCAUGUGGCCUGAUUAAAGCCAGACACGCUCUGGAGGAAGAGUGGCUGGGGCUGGAAAGGCUUCCAAGGGGACUACGGGAGCAUGGGGAUGAUGAAGCCAAGAAGAAUGAGAGCACAGUUAUGCAACUGGAGUUGAAACACAGUGCUGCUGGGGAAAAUGAGACCUUACAGGAUGGCUUUGGGCAGAGCAUGCACACAGAGGGUGACAUAGGACAAGCAGAGGUGACAGGGAACAAAACCUUGGUGGACUCUGUGAUGCAGAAGCCACUGGGGGCUGGUUUCUCUGCACACAGUGAGGCAGUGGCAGGCACUGCCAGGCCUGGCAAGCCUGGGGGAAGCCUGGCUCUGUGGUAUGAGGCCACCCAGGGCCCUGUGUGGCAGGAGGAGACCACAGAACCUGCUGCCAAGCAGGAAGUGGUGGGAAAUGCCAUCCAAACAGCACAGACUGGGCUUCAUUGGAGCAGUGACUGGGGACGUGUUUCAGACACGCCUCAGUUUGUCCGGAUAAAUGUCAGCUCUAAUUUACAGCACAACGGCUCCAGGAUAACAGGAGGAUCUUUGUGUCAUCGUGGACACUGCCCCUGGCAGGUUUUAAUCCGGAAUAGCAAAGACAUUGGUUUCUGUGGAGGGAGUUUAAUCAGCAGCCGCUGGGUGGUCACGGCUGCUCACUGCCUUGAUCUCGUCAGGCCACACCACGUCACCAUAGGAGACUUUGACAAGUAUCAAAGAGAGUUUAAAGAACAGAAGAUUAAUGUGGAACAGAGCUGGACACAUCCACAUUAUGAUUCCAAUAACUACAACAGCGACAUCGCCUUGUUGUACCUGAGCAGUGCUGUUGUUUUCAAUGAGUAUGCAAUUCCCAUCUGCCUUCCAAGCCCCAGCCUUGCCACCCUGCUAUCCGAAGAAGGAAGAAUAGGGAUGGUAAGCGGCUGGGGUGCCACUCACAACAGAGGUUCGACUCUGCGCUUCCUCAUGAAGGUCCGGCUGCCCAUUGUAAAUAUGGAGACCUGCCAGAAGUCAAUGGACAGACUCGUUACUGAUAACAUGUUCUGUGCAGGGCACCACACUGAAGUGGCAGAUGCCUGCAAAGGGGACAGUGGUGGCCCUUUCACCGUGUCUCACCACAACACCUGGUUUCUUCUGGGGAUUGUAAGCUGGGGAGAGGGCUGUGCUGAGAAAGGGAAAUAUGGCGUGUACACCAGAGUGUCCAACUACAUCCCCUGGAUUAAAGAGGUUGUUGAGAGUGUAGCAGAUUCUGAGAACUUUUCCAUUAACUUUUCCUAAUACUGUCCUUGAAAUCAGGAACAAUGCUAUUAUUACGUUUCAUUUUCAGACUCUACACAUUUCCUGGCCUUAAUGGUGUAAAACCAAGGUUAUCUUUAAAGAAAUGUUAAGUCUGUUUACCAUAAAUGGUUAAAGUGUUCAUCUGAGUAUUACUAAAACAGUUGUUAUAAUAAAGAAUUAUUCCACAAAUAGCAAA